AUGUUGACGAAUCAAGUCUCGGUACCUAUCGAGUUUCUGGUCUCCCCGUCCCCCAUAGCUACAAGAACAGGACUUGACUCACCUCUCGUUCGACGCACUCUACCUUGUCGUAGGUAGGUAGGUAGUAGAACGCGCGCUGAGUGCCCGGCCGCCGAUGACCCCGAGUCGGGUGCUUGCCGCGAUCAGGGGGUCGGCUUCGUGCGGCGAGAUGACGACGGUGCACUCCGAGGAUAUGUCGAGAACUUGUCCCGCUACGGUGAGCUGGCCAUGACCGCCGAAGUCCGUCACCCAUUCAGUCAUGCGGUCGGUUUGCCCGUCGGAGCGUCUCUUUUGGAAAAUGGUGGGACAGACUUGGGGCGAGCGCCGGACACCGUUCCCGUUGUCUCUGAAAGCGAGGAUGCGGGCCUUCAGGGUGGGACGAGCCACGACAUUAUCGAAGAGGAUCACGAGGUGGAUGCGUCCGGCCUCGAGGAUGGAGAAGAAGUGGGGAUGUGUUGUUGA
Microbotryum saponariae is the source of this 501-nucleotide messenger RNA. NCBI's taxonomy places the organism in Eukaryota, Fungi, Basidiomycota, Microbotryomycetes, Microbotryales, Microbotryaceae. The record is from the annotation of a GenBank genome assembly.